Ilex paraguariensis (yerba mate) is the source of this 588-nucleotide messenger RNA. NCBI's taxonomy places the organism in Eukaryota, Viridiplantae, Streptophyta, Magnoliopsida, Aquifoliales, Aquifoliaceae. The record is from the annotation of a GenBank genome assembly.
AUGGAUUCAGAAUCAGUUGGAGUAGUUAAGACACUGUGCACGGUACUGUUAGUUGGACAUUCAGCUGGUUUUUCAUCUACUACAGCUGGGAGCUACUGUUUCACUGCAGGAACUACUUGUGGCACAGUUCAGCUCCACUGUUUAGUUGGCUUGGGAGCAGCGUUUUUUGUUCUCCUUCAGCUGGACUGGAGUGUUGCAGCUGGUUUUUCUCAGCUGGUUUGGGGGCAACCUGGACUGGAGUGUCACUGGUUGCUGGUUUUCACAGCUGGUUUGGGGGUUGGUUUCUGGCAGCAUUUACUAUUCACCUGGAUUUUGGCAGAGAUUAAUAUCAGCUGGACUCUUCACGGCUUCUUUUCUUUUUGCAAGGACUCUAUUACCAAAAUUAGAAGCCAACAUGAUCUUUUCCAGCGGACUUCUGUAGAUAUGCUUUGGAUAUUUCUGGACUCUUAUCAAAGAUUUAUUUUGCUAGGAGUCUAUCCACUGGAUAAUGAUUGCUGGAGUUCCCUAUCUUUAUUGGCGUCUACUGCAACUGGACUCUUCCAAUUCAACUACAUUUUAGCUGCCUAUCUUUUAUCAGCUGAUUAUUAG